This is a messenger RNA of Entamoeba invadens IP1, 2163 nucleotides long. Its product is annotated as rap GTPase-activating protein, putative. NCBI's taxonomy places the organism in Eukaryota, Evosea, Mastigamoebida, Endamoebidae. The transcript is spliced from 2 exons. Gene Ontology annotation, biological process: activation of GTPase activity; regulation of small GTPase mediated signal transduction. The coding region runs from base 1 to 2163 and encodes 720 amino acids. Gene Ontology annotation, molecular function: GTPase activator activity. Gene Ontology annotation, cellular component: cytoplasm. The record is from RefSeq and is a predicted model, not a curated record.
AUGCGGAGGAAGUGCCGCAACAAAAGGAAAAAACAGACAAAAGAAGUUUUCUGUACAACUCAAAUAAUUGUAGUUUUGAAACUGAGAUACACCAAUCCUAUGUCCAUCGACGUUACUUCAAUGGGAACAACUACUCCACCUGACGACCACGAGUCCUUUCAAUCGGACCGUCCCCAGUCGAUCUCUUCCAACCUUUCUGAAGGCAGUGACACUGACGAAAAGGAGUUAUUAGAUGACGAAGAACGUAAAGACCUUGCCGGUGCAAAAGACUCCAAAGCCCCUAAAGAUAAAAAGAAGAAGAAUUUCCUGUCGAAAACAUUUAACUCGUUAGGAAAGUCCUUGAAAUUGACUUCCUCCUCGAAAUCCCCAAAGCCUUCAAAAUCACCAAAACCCCUCUCACCAUCCCUCGAGAUCUCAGACCCUUCUCUGAUCUCUGAAAGUAAAACCACUUCAGAGGCGCAACCGGUCGAAAGUAAUGAACUGACAAAAAGCUGCUCUUCGACGAACACAAGAGACUCCGACAAGAAAGAAAGGGCUUCAAAUCGGAAGUCGACGUCCUCAACACACAAAGAAGAAGACAAUCCCCUCGUCGAGAAAGAAAAACAAGAGAAGGAGACGUCGCCUUUGAAGUCUUCAAAGGAAGACAAAGAGAAGAAGACCACGAUGUCGAAGAUCUUUAAACCGGCUCACAACGCUUUUAAUGCGGGCACCGGCUUCAUCAAAAACAUCGGAGAGUCAACCAAAGCAGUGUUUACUGGCCACUCCGAGACUCCCGAGGAAAAGGCUGAGCGUGAAAAAGCGGACUCUGAGAGACUUUUAGUGUUAACGCUGUGGAAGCAGAACAUAGCGGUCUUCACAAACCCCUCCCCACUGGUCAUCCCCAAUGAUUCGUUGAAAGUGUACUCAAGACCAAAUAAAGCGAAGAUUAAUAAGAAGGAAUUAGUCUUCUUAUUAUGCUCAGAUGCCGUCUUUAGGUCGGGUCACUUGGACUGUUGGAGUUCGUUAGUUAUGCCGAAGGACGAGUAUAAUGAGAAUGUCACUGGAGUGUCGUUGGUGCCUCUAUCAGUGAAGGAAGACGGGUACUUUUUAGAGACGAAUAGCGAGUCGGUGGAGAAGAAAAGUGAACUGAAGAAUAUGUCGAUCAUCGAUGUGGAGUCGGACUUUCCAUAUUAUAAAACGUUUUUCUACGAAAAUCCAAAUACAAGACAUUACUUGUCGAAGGACGAGAAUGUUAUUGUGUCACUGCAGAGAUAUAAAGAAGUCGCGCGAUGCUUCUUAAGGAACGGGAAGGGUGUGACGCGGUGCUUGAUAUCGAAAGACGACUUUGAGAGGCCGCAGAACGUGCAGACCUUCUUUAAAGACCCGAAGACAGUGAUUUGCCUUGAAAAUGCUAAUGCGAAAGAACUUGAUGACGAGCUCUGUACGAUGGAGGAGAAGUCAUUGAUCGAACAUUACAAGUUUGGAGUGAUUUACGCGAAGCCGGGACAACACGACGAGAACUCGAUCUUUAGAAAUAUGGAGGAAGAGUGCUCGCCGGCGUUUUUCAAGUUCAUGGCGCUGAUAGGGAACAAAACGGAGUUAUUGGGGUACUCGAAUUAUAGAGGAGGACUUGAUGUGAAGACGGGGACGACAGGGAAAUAUAGUUAUACGAAUCACGCGUACCAAUUCUAUAUUAUGUUCCAUGUUGCACCAUUACUGCCGUUAUUGGAAGAAGACGAACAGGCUUUAGAAAGGAAGAGACACGUUGGGAAUGAUGUGGUUGUGUUGGUGUUUAAAGAACAGGCUGAUGAGAACGAUCAAUUUGAUCCAAGAAUCCUUACGUCCCAUUUCAAUAGCGUCUUUGUCGUUGUCUCACCGAUGAAAAGAACAGAAGACAAUACACAAUAUAGAGUCACGACGUGCACAAAACCAUCGAUAGACGCGUUCCCACCAUUUGAGAAUGAAACGGGAAUCUAUCAACACGGAGACGAACUGAAAGACUUCAUCUUAAGAAAACUUAUUAAUGGAGAAAGAAUGUCACUGUUCUCACCUACGUUCAGAACUAAUUACAGAAAGACCGUUAAGGAACAACUGAAGGAUAUGAACGAAAGGUUCUAUAAGAAGGAAUUGCUCCAACAAAUCAUCAACCCAUUUGAUAUACACUUGCCAUCCACAAAUAACUAA